Messenger RNA from Impatiens glandulifera, 988 nucleotides. Its product is annotated as acid phosphatase 1-like. The transcript is spliced from 3 exons. Bases 16 to 801 code for a protein of 261 amino acids. Lineage: Eukaryota; Viridiplantae; Streptophyta; Magnoliopsida; Ericales; Balsaminaceae. The record is from RefSeq and is a predicted model, not a curated record. Gene Ontology annotation, molecular function: acid phosphatase activity.
ACUUAGCCAAUAAUAAUGAAGACAGUAAACAUUUCCCUUCUUCUCCUUCUAUUGGCUACUUUGAAUAUUUCUUCAUCCAUAGCAGGCAACUGGAAUAUACUCAGCCAAAAGCCAAGACAAAAGGGUGCUCUUCUCGAUAUAACACUUAGGAACUAUUGCGAGGCAUGGAGGAUAAACGUCGAGCUAAACAACAUUCGUGAUUUCGUGGUUGUGCCAAAUGAAUGCACUGAUUUUGUAAGGAAGUAUGUGACUUCAAUUCAAUAUGAAAUUGAUUCCCAAAGAGCAAUUGAUGAGGCUACUGUGUUUAUAAGCACCAACAUCGGUUUGAAGAAAGAUGGGAAGGAUGCUUGGAUCUUUGAUAUUGAUGAUACUCUGCUUUCUACAGUUCCUUAUUACAAGAAGCACCAAUUCGGUGGGGAGAAGCUAAACAAGACAGAUUUGGAAGAAUGGAUGAGUAAGGGAAAUGCACCAGCUAUCACAAGCUCAUUGAAGUUAUUCAAUGAUUUGAAAGGAAGAGGAGUGCAGAUCUUCUUGUUGUCUUCUAGGAGAGAAAUUCUAAGAUCAGCCACCAUUGAUAACCUUGUUGAUGUUGGUUACUAUGGUUGGACUAACCUCAUUCUAAGGGGAGAAGGGGACGAAGAUAAGUCGGCUGAAGAGUACAAGACGGGGAUUAGGAAGCAGUUGAAUCGUGUGGGAUAUCGAAUUUGGGGAAUAGUUGGAGACCAAUGGAGUAGUCUUAAUGGAUUUCCAAGUGCAAAGAGAACCUUCAAACUCCCAAAUCCACUCUAUUUUGUUGCUUAGUAUUGUUCUUAUUAUUUCGGGUAAAUAACUUGCAAGAUAUACUUUAAUAUGUUAUAUCUUGAAUGCGAAAUUGAUCUUGUUUUCAUUGUCUAUUGACAUUCAUUGUAAUCUGCAAAGUGCAGUGUUAUUUAUUGUAAGAUGUUUUGAGUUUUGAGACCAUGCCAUCAAUAUUAAUGUUUCCUUUUAA